AUGACCCGGCUGUUGGGCUGUGUCGCCAGCGCCGCGGUGAUCAUGGUGUGUGGGGUGGUAAUGUCCGUGAAGGCUGGUGAAAUUGUUGGUGAUCCCACCAUUGAGGUCGAUGCCGAUGGCCACCUGCAUAUAAGCAGUGGUGGCUCGUCGAGUGACUCACGAAUUUACCUGAACGGCGUGGAUGUGUUGGGCGAGUUGGCCGAGCUGCGAGCGGAAUAUGGUCAGGAUUCCGCCGCGUCGACUCCAAGCGCGACAACACCGCCAGCAUCAACCACCCCGUUUUCUCCAACGGAUCCACCGGUCGUCUAUGAUCAGAGCGUUGGCUGCAAUUUCAUCGACGUGCCGACCAAUGUGACGCACAUCAAAGGCAGCGUCGACCUGAACACCUGCACGUCCCUGCAAGCAUCAGACCUGCAGGUCUUUCAGCGCCUUGUCCGCAUUGAUGAAGAUUUGAGGAUUGCUCAAAAUGGUGCCUUGGCUCAUCUUGACGCGUUUGGCCGCCUCACCACGGUCGGUGGGUCUCUUUAUAUCCAAGCUAACAAGGCACUGAUGGACAUUGACGGCUUGGGAAUGCUGAAGGCAAUUGGCGGUGACCUGUUUAUCUUUGUAGGUUGGGAUGUGCGUCCUGGUAGCGGCAAUUCGCGUCUUGCCAGUCUUGGCGGCUUGCAUCAGCUGUCAACUCUCAACGGUUACCUAUCCAUUUAUGAAAACAAGGCCUUGACAACAAUCGACGGGCUGAGCAACGUGACUCACAUUGGCGGUAACCUGCACAUCAAUGUAUGA
Messenger RNA from Monosiga brevicollis MX1, 783 nucleotides. RefSeq lists its product as uncharacterized. The coding region runs from base 1 to 783 and encodes 260 amino acids. The transcript has 5 exons. The record is from RefSeq and is a predicted model, not a curated record. Gene Ontology annotation, cellular component: cell wall; plasma membrane. NCBI's taxonomy places the organism in Eukaryota, Choanoflagellata, Craspedida, Salpingoecidae.